AUGGACGUCGAUGAUGAGGCUAUGCGCCAAUAUGUCCCUGCCUCAUUCGGGAAACAAGAUAAUUCCGUAAACGUCGAGGCGCAAAUCGAGCGAUGUCGGCGCAAAAUCGUGGACGAGAGCAAGCCCCAGGCUGCAGCGAAAGAUGCAAGUCUAGAUUCCGACAAGGACAGCGACGACGAUGACAGCGAUGACGACGAGGACGAAGAUGAGUUUCCAGUUUCACACGAGCUUGUCAUCAAGACACACGACCGCCCUGUUACGACGAUCACGCUCGACCCAUCGGGCACGCGCCUAGUAACAGGCUCGAAGGACAGCACGCUGAAGCUGCACGAUCUGUCUGCACUGACACCCACAACUAUUCGCGCAUUCAAGACGGUCGAUCCGUUCGAGACGAAGCCCUCCGCGGCAGCUGAGGCACAUGCGAUCCACCAGGUUGUCUUCAGCCCGCAUUCAGGUGGCCAAUUUCUUGUCAUCACAGCAACACCGCAGGCGCGCUUGUUCAGCAGGGAUGGAGACAUGAUCAAAGAGUAUGUGAAGGGAGAUAUGUACUUGAGGGACAAGCUCAACACGAAAGGCCACACAGCCGAGGUCACGAGCGCAGCAUGGCAUCCGUCGAAUAGGGAUCGUUUCGUUACGGCCGGAACAGACAGCACGGUGCGUAUAUGGGAUGUCAAUAAGAGCUUGCAACAAGAGCAGGUCGUGGUGCACAAGUCGAGGGCGGCCGGCUCAGCGGGCUUGACGAGGAUGACUGCGAUUGCCUGGGGUGCGGCGGCAGAAGGCAACAAGAGCGUCAUCGCGUCGGCUGCGCUUGAUGGAAGCUUGGUUUUGUGGGGUGGUGAAGGCCCGUAUCAUCGCCCUCUUGGGGAGAUACGGGAUGCUCACGUCAAGGAUACGUGGACGAGCGGCCUAGACAUCAGCUCCGAUGGUCGGUUGGUCAUUACUCGAGGCGGCGACGACACAAUCAAAUUGUGGGACACCCGCAAAUUCAAGACGCCUGUGAACACUACAUCACAUCCCUCGACCUCCUCUCAGUACCCAACAUCGAACAUCAAGUUCGCACCCAAUUCGGCGAGCGUCAUCACUGGAUCAGAGACCGGUCAUCUCCACAUUCUCAACCCCGCCACUCUUCGACCUGAGCUCUUAACUCCAGUAACACCAGGAUCACCACUCAUUACAGUGAACUGGCACCCCAAGCUCAAUCAGAUCUUCACCGGCUCUGCCAACGGCCAAACUACCAUCCUCUUCAAUCCGAAGCUCUCCACUGCCGGCGCACUCACCAUUCUUAGCAAAGCCCCCAAGAAGCGUCAUCUAGACGACGACCCCCACUUCACUACCGACAUGGAUCCGCUGGGCAUGUCCGGCGAAGGCGUUGAACCUGGAGGCAAACCUGGCCCCGCACCUGGGUCCUUCGCCUCACGGCAUCCCACGGUUGGUCUCACAGCGUCGGGCAGGAGUAGAGAUCCAAGGAGGCCGCACAUCCCUCAGACGACGCCUUUCGCGAAGAGCACGCCGGACGAGAAGUACGUCAGAGAGAACAUUGAGCUAAGCAGUAUGCGGGACGAAGAUCCUCGCGAGGCCCUGCUUAAGUAUGCGCCGAAGGAAGGGGAGAAGAAUGUGUUCACAGGCGCGUGGGAGAAGACGCAGCCUAAAGCCAUAUACAAGGAUUACGAUAGUGAGGAUGAUGAGCCGAAUGCCAAAAAGGCGAAGCGAUGA
This is a messenger RNA of Didymosphaeria variabile, 1713 nucleotides long. RefSeq lists its product as uncharacterized. The record is from RefSeq and is a predicted model, not a curated record. The coding region runs from base 1 to 1713 and encodes 570 amino acids. The transcript has a single exon. NCBI's taxonomy places the organism in Eukaryota, Fungi, Ascomycota, Dothideomycetes, Pleosporales, Didymosphaeriaceae. Gene Ontology annotation, molecular function: protein binding. Gene Ontology annotation, cellular component: site of double-strand break; nucleus. Gene Ontology annotation, biological process: regulation of DNA double-strand break processing.